Galeopterus variegatus (Sunda flying lemur) is the source of this 2507-nucleotide messenger RNA. It is a transcript of the gene YAP1, whose product is annotated as Yes-associated protein 1. Gene Ontology annotation, biological process: hippo signaling; positive regulation of transcription by RNA polymerase II. The record is from RefSeq and is a predicted model, not a curated record. Gene Ontology annotation, molecular function: protein binding; transcription corepressor activity; transcription coactivator activity. Gene Ontology annotation, cellular component: cytoplasm; nucleus. Bases 57 to 1307 code for a protein of 416 amino acids. NCBI's taxonomy places the organism in Eukaryota, Metazoa, Chordata, Mammalia, Dermoptera, Cynocephalidae. The transcript is spliced from 8 exons.
UAGUGCACGUCCGGGGGGACUCGGAGACCGACCUGGAGGCUCUCUUCAACGCCGUCAUGAACCCCAAGACGGCCAACGUGCCCCAGACCGUGCCCAUGAGGCUCCGAAAGCUGCCCGACUCCUUCUUCAAGCCGCCGGAGCCCAAAUCCCACUCCCGACAGGCCAGUACCGACGCAGGCACUGCAGGAGCCCUGACUCCACAGCAUGUUCGAGCUCAUUCCUCUCCAGCUUCCCUGCAACUGGGAGCCGUUUCUCCUGGAACACUGACCCCCACAGGAGUAGUAUCUGGCCCAGCAGCUGCACCCACAGCUCAGCAUCUUCGACAGUCUUCUUUUGAGAUACCUGAUGAUGUACCUCUGCCAGCAGGCUGGGAGAUGGCAAAGACAUCUUCUGGUCAGAGAUACUUCUUAAAUCACAUUGAUCAGACAACAACAUGGCAGGACCCCAGGAAGGCCAUGCUCUCUCAGAUGAAUGUUACGGCCCCCACCAGUCCACCAGUGCAGCAGAAUAUGAUGAACUCAGCCUCAGGUCCUCUUCCUGAUGGAUGGGAACAAGCCAUGACUCAGGAUGGAGAAAUUUACUAUAUAAACCAUAAGAACAAGACCACCUCUUGGCUAGACCCAAGGCUUGACCCUCGUUUUGCCAUGAACCAGAGAAUCAGUCAGAGUGCUCCAGUGAAACAGCCACCACCUCUGGCUCCUCAGAGCCCACAGGGAGGCGUCAUGGGUGGCAGCAACUCCAACCAGCAGCAACAGAUGCGGCUGCAACAACUGCAGAUGGAGAAAGAGAGACUGCGACUGAAACAGCAAGAACUGCUUCGGCAGGAAUUAGCUCUCCGUAGCCAGUUACCAACACUGGAGCAGGAUGGUGGGACUCAAAAUCCAGUGUCUUCUCCCGGGAUGUCUCAGGAAUUGAGAACAAUGACAACCAAUAGCUCAGAUCCCUUUCUUAACAGUGGCACCUACCAUUCUCGAGAUGAGAGUACAGACAGUGGACUAAGCAUGAGCAGCUACAGUGUCCCUCGAACCCCAGAUGACUUCCUGAACAGCGUUGAUGAGAUGGAUACAGGUGAUACUAUCAACCAAAGUACCCUGCCCUCACAGCAGAACCGCUUCCCAGACUACCUAGAAGCCAUUCCUGGGACAAAUGUGGACCUUGGAACACUGGAAGGAGAUGGAAUGAACAUAGAAGGAGAGGAGUUGAUGCCAAGCCUGCAGGAAGCUUUGAGUUCUGACAUCCUUAAUGACAUGGAGUCUGUUUUGGCUGCCACCAAGCUAGAUAAAGAAAGCUUUCUUACAUGGUUAUAGAGCCCUCAGGUAGACUGAAUUCUAAAUCUGUGAAGGAUCUAAGGAGAUAAGACAUACAUACCUGAAAUUUCCAAAUAAGCCAGUUGCAAUUUUCUGGCUAAAACAGAAAAAGAUGAACAAACGUCCAGCAAGAUUCUUUCAUCCACUAUUUUGCUCUUCCUUGUCCAUUGCUGCUGUUAAUAUAUUGCUGACUUCUUUCACAGUUGGCUCUAAAGAAUCAAAAACAAACAAACAAAAAAACCUUUUUUGUUUCUUUUGCUAUUGUAACUACUGUUCAUUUUGGGGGCUGGGGGAAGUGAGCCUGUUUGGAUGAUGGAUGCCAUUCCUUUUGCCCAGUUAGAUGUUCAACAGUCGUUGUAACUAAAUACUCAGACUUGGAAGUCAAAUGCUUCAUGUCACAGCAUUUAGUUUGUUCAAGCAAUUGUUUCUUCAGCUGCCUUUGGCAAGUGGAAAAACAUGACUUACUGGUCUGACAAGCCAAAAAUGUUGUAUCUGAUAUUAAGUACUUAAUCCCGAUUCGAAGAGAUAGCUAAAACCAAGGCUGAAGACUGUUUUACUUUCAGUGUUUUUUUUUUUUUUCCCCUCCUAGUGCUAUCAUUAGUCACAUAGUGACCUUGAUUUUGUUUUAGGAGCUUAUAAGGCAUGAGACAAUUUCCAUAGAAAUAUAUUAAUUAUUGCCACAUACUCUAGUGUAGGUUUUGGUGGAUAUUUUUGUGGGUGUUUUUUUUCCCCCCUUUUUUCGGUUGGUUGGUUGGUUGGUUUUGUCGGACCCUAGGCAAAUUAUCAUAUUAGUGAAUCUGUUUAUAGUUGUAGCUUGGGACAAUUAUUAUAGUUUUUUUGGUAAAAUCUAUAUUUCUUGUUUUUUUACCAUUUUAUUUAAAUCUUGAUUAUCUGCUCUCUCUAUAUAUAUAUAUACACACACACUUACAAUGUUUUUAAUAGUGUGAUAGUGGAAUGUAUCUUUUUUUUUAUGGUUUCCAUACUUUCCAAUUUAUUUUUAAAAUGGUAGCUUUGAAUGUAUGCAUUUAAAAUACACAACUAGUAGUUUAUAUUUCACAGGUAGUUUAAAUCUGGUUGGGGCAAUCUGCAGAUGUUUGGGGUAGAUUAAUGUUCUAGAAAGGGCUAUUACUAUGGAUAGUGCUUAGAGGAGUACUUUCUGCCUUCUGGGCACACAAUAAAUAUUAUCUGAUGAAUUGGAAA